AUGGAAAAGACUACCGAGUUCAUACCUUUUGUCGGCGAUGACGAUGGCCAGAAUGAAUACGAAUUCCCAGAUUGCGAAGACUGCGAAGAACACAUCCGGGGCAUUCGAUUCAAAGCUUACCGCAAAGCUUGGACAAAGUGCUUGGACAGAAUACAAUAUAUUACGCGUUCCUUACUCGAUCCCAUAGCGAGUCAGAUUGUAGAAGAGAUUGAAGAUAACGACGUUCUUCCGGGACUACCCCGCGACGAACUUCCCGUUAUUACAGUCACCAAUCCUGUGUUCCGAGGGACGUUUCUUUACGAUAUUGCCGAAAGGCUCGAUAAUCCUGUUGUGCACCUCCACCCCUCAGACUGCCUAAAUGUAGUUACUGGAAUGCGGGGGAUCGUCUCGGGCUUCGUUGAAGGAAAUCCCGAAAUCGUUAGAGCAAUGCAUAAGACCACGACGUCUCUUGCAAACUAUGACAUCCAACUCUUGGCUGCUUGGUAUAAGCACUACCGUUCAAUUAAAGGUGACGAAGACACACGACUCCUCGUCGUUCUUCAUGACUUCGAGGCAUUCACCCCCACAGUCAUGCAAGACAUCUUCUACAUCUACAGCCAGCAUCUUGCAGACCUUCCUCUUGUCUUCAUCCUGUCCAUGUCUUCGCCCGUUCCAUCAUAUCUCAAUGUCGCGUAUCCGAGGUCAACACUGACGCGACUACGGAUACGCCAACUAACCAUGCCCGGGGGAGUCUCAGUGCUCAAUUCGAUAUUGCUAGACACAUUCUUUUCAGUUGACUUUCAACCGGACAUUGUCAUAGGGCCAAUCGCUCUCCAGUUCAUUGCCGAUUACUACACGCGGUGGGAUCCGACCCUAGACGCGUUGAUCACAAAUAUCCAGCUCAUCUACAUGAAACACUUUAUCAACGAACCCAUUACAGCGCUAGCGCAUUCCACACCUUCAGAAGAUGAUCUCGUCGGAUCUGAAUGGGCCAGCUUCGUCGAAGGGAUCCUCACGAGACUCACGCCUAUCUCCAAAAAGCUGACGGCAAAAGAAAGAGAUCAACAAUGGAAGGCCCUAACCACCUCGAACUUGCCGGAUCUCGUGGAAACACAUAGGUCACAAUUCCGUCUGCGCGUUGCAAAUCUGGUGCUUGCUUUCAAUGUGAUGAAACUCAUUCAGCUAUUUUUGGUGGAAGAAGGGUACAAAGGUCUAGGAUGGAAACUUGAUGAAGGACUCUCGGACAUCUUGGUCGAGUUCUUACAAAACAAUGUUGAUAGGGAUAUCAAGGACUUGAGCCUGAUCAUGAGGAAGCUAGGGGUUGAACAACUUGACCGACUGCUACCACAGAUCCACGAGUUUCUCUCAAGCAUUGAAUCUGAUGAGGGGCCGAUCGCUGACGCCUCAUCCGCUAUCCACGACCUGAUCGACGCCCUUCAAAGCGAGGAAAGAGAAACUGUUCCGCAGCAGUUCAGCGAGUGGGGAACAGCUUUCUUCAAGGCGAACAUCGUAGCGUUGGAAGAGAAUCCGCUAUGGGAGAUCUGGUACACGGGUCUUACUCCCUUCCCGUCAGAGGUGAUCAACCCUUCAAUCCGCGCCUCGAUGUUUGCUGGCCUCCUCCGUCCCCAUGACUUUACGGACUCCCCGCAAGAGGAAGACCAAGAAGAGGAAGCACUAUGGAAGCUCCCUGACACGAGCAUCCUUUUCAAGCGUUACCUCGACAGUGGCAAGAUGAUCAACGUCUACGACUGGUUCGAGUCCUUCCAAGCUGUGCUCGAAAACCAGAAAGAGGAGUUGCAGAAGGCCAGCUCGCCGAAGAAAGGCAAGUCCCCGAAGAAGCCCAGUGCGAAAGGGAAAGGCAAGCAAAAGGCCAAUCAGCAACCGGAGGAGGACGCGAUGGACGUGGAACAGACAGAGGAGGAGUGGAGCAUGGAGGUCCAGGCCAGAUUCAUUCGCGCACUUCACGAGCUCGACUAUCUUGGCUUUGUCAAGCAUACCAAGCGAAAGGCUGACCAUGUCAUCCGAACGGUUUUCGAUCUCAACGAGUAG
This is a messenger RNA of Coprinopsis cinerea okayama7#130, 2028 nucleotides long. RefSeq lists its product as hypothetical. NCBI's taxonomy places the organism in Eukaryota, Fungi, Basidiomycota, Agaricomycetes, Agaricales, Psathyrellaceae. The record is from RefSeq and is a predicted model, not a curated record. Gene Ontology annotation, cellular component: nuclear origin of replication recognition complex; DNA replication preinitiation complex; nuclear pre-replicative complex. Gene Ontology annotation, molecular function: DNA replication origin binding. Gene Ontology annotation, biological process: DNA replication initiation; DNA replication. Bases 1 to 2028 code for a protein of 675 amino acids. The transcript has 13 exons.